Messenger RNA from Pyricularia grisea, 2070 nucleotides. RefSeq lists its product as uncharacterized. The transcript has 3 exons. The coding region runs from base 354 to 1580 and encodes 408 amino acids. The record is from RefSeq and is a predicted model, not a curated record. Lineage: Eukaryota; Fungi; Ascomycota; Sordariomycetes; Magnaporthales; Pyriculariaceae.
CUCCAUUCCAUUGCCAAACCGAUUUGUUCUUUCCCAUGAUGAAUUCAAUGAAUGAAUGUCUUUGAAAUUUGUGGGCUAGAUCAACUUGCCGUCCCCUCGUUCCACGUACAUUGGCCUACCUACCUUAUGGCCGCUGACGACGAGCUCGAAACGGCACCCGACUCCAUGACUUGUUACAGUAUACAGCUAACUAAAGGUUUACAUUACCUAAGGUACCUUGUCUUUGCCCAAAAUAGCAUUGCAUUCAUCAGAAAAACCCUUGCAUUUUUGUAGCCUGGUCCAUAUUUUGCAUCAACAAUAAAUCUUCCGAGGGCCCCAAAGCUGUCAACCUUAAUCUGCAGCUCUUCGACACAAUGACACCUGCCAAGGUUCCUGUUACCAUCACAUUCGGCAAAGAAGGUGUCCAGCCACCCUUGUACAUAGCAGGCACAUUUUCAGACCCUCCGUGGCAACUCGAGGAAAUGGAGGUAUCUUCCGCUGAGGAUGGCAAGCACAUAUUCAAGGCACGAUUUGUCGCCAGUCCAGGCGCACAGAUUCAUUACAAGUUCAAGACGGCUCAUGGGGAUUGGUUUCUAGACGACAAGUCGGAGUCAGUUGUUGAUUAUAAGGGCUUUCGCAACAACUCCCUCAACGUCCCGCAAGUACCUACAAUCACUCAGCAACCGCCCUCAGAUACAUCGAAGAGAUCAUCCGACGGCGUUGGCCACGGUGCAUCUGCGGACUGGCUCAACGUCGACCCUUUCUUAAGGAGGUCCAAGGGCAAAUCAAGCAGCCAGGAUUGGGACGCACCACAGGACCGCAUCCCGCUAUUCGAACACGAGUGCCUUGUGCCGGAUGAACAGAGCCUUGCGAGCGGGAGCGGAAGCGGUAUCUACUCGCACACGAGCCCGCGCCACACCUCGCAGGUUGGUUUUGACCAUGAGCCGGACACGUUCGAAUUAGCAGACCCGGCCCUGGAGAAGUUCCCGUCGCGCCUCGAUGAGAUUAGCGAGCUCAUCCACAAGGUUGAGGAGGACUUGGAAGAAGACGAGACCGAGAUAGAGGGCGUGCCCCCGUCUGCCGUCCUCGGCCUGCCGAGAAGCCGGACCAAUGACAUCGUAGGCGAAUUUGUGAGCGGGUCACCCGCCGCCAACCCCGUCCCUGCUCGCCCGUCACGGCGGUUGGAUACGAUUCCCCGAAGCUCGGCCCACUCUGACGUAUCUGCCUCACUGCUGUCAAUCGCUGAGGGUGUCGAGGAGGAAGGAGAAGAGAGGUUGACAAGUCCAGUGGUCCUGCCACCUAGCCCGGGCUGGCGAGCGAAAGGUCACGGUUUAAAUCCAUUAAGCGAGGAUGAUGAAGCGGUCGUAAUGAACGACCCCAACGGCAGGGGCUCCAAACGCGGUUCCCGCAAAACAUUCUUUCCUGACGGUGCUCUCCCAAGCCCUGGGAUGGGUGAGAGUGCGGCCUCGCCGUGCCUCGACUCGACAGAGGUCAAGAUUCUGGCGAGCGCCAAAGCCCCAACUGAUGGGGCCAGCAGCAGCCACAAUGCUGCUUUGAGUCAACGCGUACAACAACAUAUCGCGGCAGCAGAGACGGCCUAGGUGGACGCUUCAUGGCAGACCGGUGCCGAGAUAAGUAAACUGGCCCGGCGAGUGAAGAUGGGCGUUGAUAAUACUGUCGAAACGAUUACUGUAGUGACGAGCGCGGCCACGGAGCUAGCCAGGGAGGGUCAUUGGCUCCGUGCUAUCUUACUGAUGAUCAUUGAGCUUAUUGAUGCGUUCCUUUCACGCAUGCUCGGAGCAUGGCGGAGGAGGGAGUAACAGAAACAACAGGUCUCUUUUCUAUUAUUCUUUUUUCUGUAGUGAUUUAAAACCACCGGAAAAGUGGGCAUUUUUAGCGUGUGACGCAAAGCCAUAAGACCAAGGCACUGGCAUCUGCAUCAGCCCGUCAAAGUUGCACUGAAUAAUUGGGUCGUUUCAUUCACUGCGGUUCCAUCAAGAAGGGUAUUGGACGUCGUUUGUGUCACUUCGGUACCGAGUGUUGAAUUCGCACGUAAUGGAAGACUAUUGUAGUAAAAGUUGGCAUGAUGAC